Molecule: messenger RNA, 1036 nt
Organism: Rotaria sordida
Lineage: Eukaryota; Metazoa; Rotifera; Eurotatoria; Philodinida; Philodinidae
Source: the annotation of a GenBank genome assembly
AUGGGUGAUACGAAUGGACAAGUAGUAGCUGGUGGCAAUGACGAAGGAAAUCGAUUGGAUCAAUUGAAUUACCCAACCGAUGUAUUGAUUGACAAAGAGACGGAUAGUCUCAUUAUUUGUGAUUGGUUGAAUCGACGAGUCGUACGAUGGUCUCGUCGUAGUGGUACAACUCAAGGAGAAAUUCUCAUCGACAACAUCGAUUGUUGGGGAUUGGCCAUGGAUAAUCAGAGAUAUCUCUACAUCUCUGACGACGAAAAACAUGAAGUAAAACGAUAUCAAAUAGGAGACAAGAAUGGAACUCGUGUGGCUGGUGGAAAUGGCAAUGGUGCUGGUCUCAAUCAACUCAACCAUCCGACCUACAUCUUUGUCGAUCAACAAGAGACUGUCUACGUGUUAGACAGGAACAAUAAUCGUGUAAUGAAAUGGAAUAAAGGUGCAAAAGAAGGAAUUGUCGUCGCUGGAGGUCAAGGCCAAGGGAAUGCUCUGACACAAUUGUCGAAUCCUCAAGGGCUGUUCGUCGAUACAUUGGGUACCAUCUAUGUGGCAGACUCGUGGAAUCAUCGAGUGAUGCGUUGGCCUAAAGGAGCGAAACAGGGCACUGUCAUUGUGGGUGGAAAUGGUAAAGGAGCAAAUCAGUUCAAGACUCCCAUCGGUUUGUCUUUCGAUCGACAUGGCAAUCUCUAUGUCGUCGAUAUUGAGAACAAUCGUGUUCAACGAUUUUCAAUCGAAUAGACUCGUCGUGAUAGAUUUUUUUUGCGUUCUUUUCGUUUCAAAUAAAUCGUAUUGAAUUGAUGAAAUAAAUGGCUAUUCUAUUCGCGCGCGCGCGACCAGGAACCAUCCUGGUGGAGCCGUGGCGAGCGUAACGCUCGUGCACGCACAGGACAGACUCAUAUCAUUCAUACCCUCCCCGUGAGAGAUAAGUCAAUAAGUCUGAAUAAGCCUGGUCGUGUGCCACGGACACCAAGAUAGUUCCUGGCCAGUGUUUAACGUCUAACCUGGGAAGACGAUCUAACUAACACCCAUAACUCUAUCUCAC